This is a messenger RNA of Colletotrichum siamense, 882 nucleotides long. RefSeq names its product putative urease accessory protein UreF-like. The record is from RefSeq and is a predicted model, not a curated record. Gene Ontology annotation, molecular function: nickel cation binding. NCBI's taxonomy places the organism in Eukaryota, Fungi, Ascomycota, Sordariomycetes, Glomerellales, Glomerellaceae. The coding region runs from base 1 to 882 and encodes 293 amino acids. The transcript has 2 exons.
AUGGCGCAAGACGAGUCUAUUGCCGAUGCUGAGAAGGAGGUGCUGGAGUUGGAAGCGCGUCUGGCCGCGGCGAGGGGGAAGUUGAAGAGUCUCAGUGGGCAGAAUGAGGAUCACUCAUUACCGUCGAGAAGUCUCCCGAAACCAUCUUCCUCACUCACGACGUCGAAUCACUAUCACCUUCUUCUGUCAGACUCGGCUCUUCCACUAGGCUCAUUCGCCUUCAGCAGCGGUCUCGAGUCCUACUUAGCGCACACCCGAGGCCGCUCCUCCUUCAACAUCUUCCUCCCAGAAUCCAUUUCGGCUUACGCCUCGACAACGCUCCCCUUCGUUCUCGCAGCGCAUCGCGAUCCCUCUGCGGUCGCGGAGUUGGACGACUUUCUCGACGCAGCAAUCAUCUGCACCGUCGGCCGCCGCGCCUCCAUAGCGCAAGGCCGCGCGCUGCUGUCUAUCUGGGAACGCUCCUUCGUCUCGUCUCUGCCCCGCGAUGUAGUCGAGACAUUACAGCCGUACGCGGCCAUGUUAAAGUCUGCGUCGUCCAGACCGAGCGCCGAUGAGUCUGACGACCCGCCAUUGGUGUUUGCGCACCUGGCGCCCCUUUUCGGGGCCAUCUGCAACUUGGUGGGGCUCACCCUGCAUCAGACGGCGUAUGUCUUCAUGAUGGGCCACAUCAAGGCUCUGGUAUCGGCGGCCGUGAGAGCGAGCAUGUUCGGGCCAUACCAGGCGCAGAAGGUCCUUGCUAGUGGACAGGUCCAACAAAUCAUCACUGCCGCUAUCGAGAGGGAGUGGGAGACACCAGUAGAGCGAGCCGGGCAGACGAUGCCCGUCAUGGAUUUAUGGAUAGGCAGACACGAAGUUCUGUAUUCACGAAUAUUCAACAGCUGA